Messenger RNA from Clarias gariepinus (North African catfish), 1057 nucleotides. Its product is annotated as glycine N-acyltransferase-like. The transcript has 5 exons. Gene Ontology annotation, cellular component: mitochondrion. Lineage: Eukaryota; Metazoa; Chordata; Actinopteri; Siluriformes; Clariidae. The record is from RefSeq and is a predicted model, not a curated record. The coding region runs from base 98 to 925 and encodes 275 amino acids. Gene Ontology annotation, molecular function: glycine N-acyltransferase activity.
AUAAUAGCAUUGUGCUACAGCCAAAGCUUACAAUCAUUGAGACAAUCAAAGUUCUUUUUAAGUCUCUUUUGUUAAUUUGCCCUUUUUUUAUUUGGAUAUGAAGGUGCUGAGCAGAGAGGAGCUGAAGAAAGCUGAGGAAGAACUCCAACAUUACUUCCCCCAGUCACAGCAGGCAUAUGGAUAUGUCUUCUUGAUGAAUCGAGUAGAAGUUUACCCCGUAGAUGUGCUGGUGGACCAGUGGCCAGAUUUUAACGUACUACUCAUCAGUCCACAGCAGAAGGAGAAAGCAGACCUUUUCAAAGACAAAUGCGUUUUUACCAAGGAUGAAACAUCUCUCAGGAACAUGCUGAUCAGGACGGACAUUUUUGACUGGAAGCAGUAUCUCUGCCUAAGUGUUGACCUGCGUCAUAUGAAGAUGGUAAAAAAUGUGGCUUUGAACCAAGGAGUGAGAAAUAUAAGAAACCAUAUGUGCCAUCAGAUGACACUGCAAGAUCCGUCUAAGCUUACAAUUGAAAGGUUACGCUCACAAGUGUCCUCACUCAAUGAGUCUCACGUUGAUCUGGUCAAUAGUAACUGGAAGUUUGGCAUGGGGGAAUUUAGCGAACGCUUCACCAGGGACAUUAUUGUGAAUUUGCCAUCAUUUUGUGUGCUGGAUGCAGAGGGUCGGCCAGUCUCAUGGAUAUUAACCUAUCCUUCCGGUGCAAUGGGCAUGCUGUACACACAGCCGGAGCACAGACAGAAAGGUUACGCCAAAGCCCUGGUCACCAUAAUGGCAAAGAAACUGCAUUUAGAAGGUUAUCCAGUGUACUGCUCAGUUGAGGAGGAUAACGAAACAUCCUACAGGCUCUUUACCAGUUUAGGUUUCACUGCAGAUCCAUCUUACAGGGAUGCUUGGCUUGAAUGUGGUGAUAAUAAUAGUCCAUAACGAUUUUGAUGAACAAGACAUUCUUGUCAAUAAUGCAAAUGAUUUUUGAAAGACUUGCCAAGCUGCAAUUUGUCCUAUAAUGUAUGAAAAUGCAUGAUUGCCAAUUCAUUAUUAUUAUUAUUAUUAUUAUUA